Molecule: messenger RNA, 878 nt
Organism: Mustela lutreola (European mink)
Lineage: Eukaryota; Metazoa; Chordata; Mammalia; Carnivora; Mustelidae
Gene: BATF3
Product: basic leucine zipper ATF-like transcription factor 3
Exons: 3
Coding region: 197-565 (122 amino acids)
Biological process (GO): regulation of transcription by RNA polymerase II
Cellular component (GO): nucleus
Molecular function (GO): RNA polymerase II cis-regulatory region sequence-specific DNA binding; DNA-binding transcription factor activity, RNA polymerase II-specific
Source: RefSeq, a predicted model, not a curated record
GCCGCAGGCGCUGGGAGAGCGGGAAGCCCGAGGGGGCGGGGCGGAGGGCGGCGGCCGGCAGGUGCGGGGGCGCGAGGAUGCGGGUGACCCGCGAGUGCCCGUAGGCAGCGCCCCGCGUGCAAGGCGCGGCGGGCCGCGCGGCCGCUCCUCCGCGAGGCUGCGCGGCGGGGUUGGCCGGGCCGGAGGAGUGCCCGGCAUGUCGCAAGUGCUCCCGGCGGCCGGCAGCGUCCUGCAGAGGAGCGUCGCGGCGCCGGGGAACCAGCCGCAGCCGCAGAGCCCAGACGAUGAUGACCGGAAGGUCCGAAGGAGAGAAAAAAACCGAGUUGCUGCUCAGAGAAGUCGGAAGAAGCAGACCCAGAAGGCUGACAAACUCCACGAGGAGUACGAGUGCUUGGAGCAGGAGAACACUGUGCUGCGGCGAGAGAUCGGGAAGCUAACAGAGGAGCUAAAGCACCUGAGCGAGGCACUGAAGGAGCACGAGAAGAUGUGCCCGCUGCUGCUGUGCCCCAUGAACUUUGUGCCGGUGCCCCGGCCGGACCCUGUGGCUGGCUGCCUGCCCCGAUGAAGCCCGAGGCUCGUCGUCCUCUGCCGACGGAGGAGCCUUGGUCUUUUUCACACCUGGUGGGGGAAUGGUUCCCUCUGUGUCUGUGUCCAGGGGGAACCGGUGGCCAGGUCACCUCCUCGGAGCUCCUGGCCGUGUCCUCAGUGCACAGCUACCACAGGACGCUCCCGAGGGCGCCUCUCGGAGCCCUGAGUGGAUCUGGGCCGGGAGGCCACUCUCAGGAGUCCCCUCAGUCCACUCUGGCAGCUAGUAGUUUCCAUGUUGUGCAGAAUUAUUUCCUCUAGAAUUUGGAGAAUAAAAGUGGUUAUGAUCUCUC